Zychaea mexicana is the source of this 846-nucleotide messenger RNA. Its product is annotated as kinase-like domain-containing protein. The record is from RefSeq and is a predicted model, not a curated record. Lineage: Eukaryota; Fungi; Mucoromycota; Mucoromycetes; Mucorales; Lichtheimiaceae. Gene Ontology annotation, cellular component: nucleus; cytoplasm. The annotation marks the transcript as partial. The transcript is spliced from 5 exons. Gene Ontology annotation, molecular function: ATP binding; protein serine/threonine kinase activity. Gene Ontology annotation, biological process: signal transduction; peptidyl-serine phosphorylation.
AGCAGCAGAGAUGUUAUUGUGGGCGACCAGUGGCUCGUCUUGUCGAGGAUCGGCGAAGGCUCCUUUGGCGAAGUAUUCGAAGUCCAAGACAUUGACACCCUUCGCCUCUAUGCCAUCAAGCGGGAGCCUCUGGAUGUGCGCUCCCCCCAACUGAAGCAUGAGAGCAUCAUGUAUGAUAUUUUGGCUGGUGGACGAGGUAUUCCCCAAUGCCAGUGGUAUGGAGAGCAUGACGAUUUUGCGUGCAUCGUCAUCGAUCUCCUGGGGCCUUCGCUACGAGAGCUACAUGAAGCAGUGUCUUUUAUUUCGUUGGACGUUAUAGUCCAACUCGGUUGCCAAAUGAUAUCUAUUUUGGAACACAUUCACCGCCGUGGCAUCGUCUACCGAGAUGUCAAGCCUGACAACUUUUUGUUUCCCUCAUCCUCGGCUACUCCGAUGCUUUCCGUGGUGGAUUUUGGCUUGGCCACCUGGUGGCGCAAUCCGGCAACCAACAAACCUUAUCCACAGAGCAAGCGGCGGAUCAAGAACAAGACAGGAACGGCUCGCUAUGCGUCCUUGAACGUGCACCGGGGGAAGACGCAUUCACGUCGCGAUGACAUUGAAUCCCUUGGCUAUCUGCUGCUCGACCUUAUUCUAGGAUCGCUCCCCUGGACGGGCAUCCAAGCCCGCAAUUCCAAGGCAGGCUGGGACCGCAUGAAGGAGCUCAAGGAAGAGACGUUGUUGACUGAUCUUUGUGCUGGAUUGCCCCAGGGUUUUCUGCGGUUUAUCGAUUACGCUCGUGGCCUUCGGUUCUCGGAUCAACCGGAUUACGACUAUUUGCGGCAACUGAUGCGGGACUCGCUCGAUAGA